This is a messenger RNA of Trichogramma pretiosum, 999 nucleotides long. Its product is annotated as zinc finger protein 92-like. Lineage: Eukaryota; Metazoa; Arthropoda; Insecta; Hymenoptera; Trichogrammatidae. The transcript is spliced from 3 exons. Gene Ontology annotation, molecular function: RNA polymerase II cis-regulatory region sequence-specific DNA binding; DNA-binding transcription factor activity. Gene Ontology annotation, biological process: regulation of transcription by RNA polymerase II. The annotation marks the transcript as partial. The record is from RefSeq and is a predicted model, not a curated record.
UUGAAUUAAUUCCUUGGUGAGCAAUUGUUUACAAAUUGAGAAGAUCAAAGUACAGUGUUGGCUAUUUGUGGUGUUCGACUUCGAAUAUUUUCUCAGAGUUCGAAUAUAAUAAUUUCUCAAAAUUCACAGUGAAUUUUUAUAAUGACGCGAGAGUUGAAAAGCAGCAAGGACAUGAUAAGAGUAAAGGAGGAACCGAAAGAUAGUUGGUCAGAUGGAGGCGAAGAUUCUGUGGACUUUUACCAAGUUAAAAACUUUGAAACAUUCCCACACGUUAAAAGAUCGGGAAGUUACAUAAAUGAAGCUAUUGUCUUGAACGAGAAGUCGGAUGAUAGUGUAACCAUUGAAUUUGAAUGCAAAGAUGUAAAAAAUGAACCGUCUUCUCUAUUGAAAACCACCUGCCAAUCUGAUUGUAAAAGUUGCUUACCUUUAGUGAAAAUGGAAAACAGAAAACAGACGAAUCAAUUGAAUGAAAGAAGUCUAAUGAUUUUGAUAAAAAAAGAUUUUGAUUAUAGCAAAAAUUGCUCAUUUCAAGAAAACUCUCAAUUGAAACUUGACAAAAUCGAUGAAAUGAAAAUACUUGAAAAAAGAACACAAAGUGAAUUAUCGUAUAAUUUUAAUGCUUGUAAAAAAAAUCACAACAAAGAAGCGAGUCUAAAAAGAUAUUUCAGUAAGGACCACAGACAAUGUAGACCAAUCGAAUGUCAUAUUUGUCACAAAUUAUGUGAUCGGUAUACUUACAAUAGACACAUCAUGACAGUACAUAAUUACAGCAAACCCUAUGAAUGUGAGAUUUGUCACGAGUCAUUUAAUCGCAAAGAUACCCUUAAAAGACACACAAAAAUAGUACAUAAUCGCAGUAAACCUUUUGAUUGUGAUAUUUGUUACAAAUCAUUUGGUUUAAAACAUUACCUCGAAAGACAUAUAGAUGCAGUACAUAAUGGUAGCAAACCCUUCGAAUGUGAGACUUGUCAUAAAUCAUUUGGACAAAAAAGUACCCUC